CGGUAGCAACUGGAAUCCUAACAAUGGCAGGGUGCUCAUUUGAAGAGUGAUCUGCAUAAUUAAUGCAAAUUGUAAGGGUUGUCUGAAUAUCGGAAGUCACCUUCAAUAGAAUGGCAAAAGCAACAACUAUCAAGGAAGCUCUGGCCAAAUGGGAAGAAAAAACUGGUCAGAAGCCAUCGGAGGCCAAGGAAGUGAAACUCUAUGCUCAGAUUCCCCCUAUAGAAAAGAUGGAUGCUUCUCUUUCCACUCUUGUUAACUGCGAAAAAUUGUCUUUAUCUACAAACUGCAUUGAAAAAAUUGCCAACUUAAAUGGGCUAAAAAACUUGCGUAUAUUGUCAUUGGGAAGGAACAACAUAAAAAAUCUGAAUGGGCUGGAAGCAGUUGGGGAUACAUUAGAGGAGUUGUGGAUCUCAUACAACUUGGUUGAGAAGUUGAAAGGUCUCCAUGUGAUGAAGAAGCUGAAGAUUCUCUACAUGUCCAAUAAUCUGGUGAAAGAUUGGGCAGAGUUUGUGAGGUUGGCAGAGUUGCCGUUACUGGAGGACCUGGUGUUCGUGGGCAAUCCACUGGAAGAGAAAUACUCUGCUGAUUCACAGAGCGCCUGGGUUGAGGAGGCAACCAAGCGAGUACCCAAACUGAAGAAACUCGAUGGUAUCCCGGUUAUAAAACAGGAAGAAGGUGAAGAAGGAGAAAACUAGCAUCUUUUCUUUCACAUUAAAUUAUUGAUGUAUCUCCAGCACUGUAUAGGAUGUGAUGCUUUUGUAUGAAUAUGUCUUUAAAGA
Protobothrops mucrosquamatus (brown spotted pit viper) is the source of this 779-nucleotide messenger RNA. It is a transcript of the gene DNAL1, whose product is annotated as dynein axonemal light chain 1. The transcript is spliced from 9 exons. The record is from RefSeq and is a predicted model, not a curated record. Gene Ontology annotation, cellular component: cytoplasm. Lineage: Eukaryota; Metazoa; Chordata; Lepidosauria; Squamata; Viperidae. Gene Ontology annotation, molecular function: protein kinase binding. Bases 111 to 695 code for a protein of 194 amino acids.